AUGACUAGUUUGUGUCUGACACUUGGCCUAUGUCACUGUAUGAGAGAUGAGUGGUCAUGUAAAGAAUAUGUAUCCUCAGCUGUCCAUAUCACAAGCAGCAAGAACAUUGCUCUCCCUGUUACUGGUGGCUGCCAUUGAUUCAAUGAAUGCUGGAAUAACAUGUAGAAACCAACAAUGUGAGAGUCACAUACAAAGAAGUUCCAAGCUAACCAGACUCAUACAUAUGGAAUCUGUGGACCUCUUAAAAAUAUAUAAGGCCAGUCAAGGAGACCUGUCAGAGCUGUUCUGCCAGAUGCCAAUCAACAUUGUUCCUGACCCAAACAUCUCUGGCCUGGACCCCUCAGAGCGGAUGCUGAGCAUCUACUCCCACUGUAAGGCUUUCCUACCACACCUGAAGAGAGUCACUGAGCAACAGAGGGACUUACAGCCACCCUCCAGCCCCCUGCUAAACAACCUCACCACUGCCCAGUACCGCACUAGUGGUCUGGCCAACCAAAUAAACUGCAUUUACCAAACCCUCUUUCCAAACCUGCCCAUCCCACUUGAACCUGUAGACGGACCGACGUCAGUACACCCCUCCCAAAACGUGUUCCAACAGAAGGUCUAUGGUUGUGUGGUUCUGAAGAAUUUCAAGGAGCUCCUGUCACAGAUCAGACAUGAACUAAGGACCAUAAAGAACCAAAUGUGCAAAAGUAGGACAUUUGCAUACAGAAAUGCACUGUUCUGAGGCCAACGUUCUAUUAUAUUUUAUUUAUUAUUUAUUUGUACACGUGUUCAGAAGUUACGGAAGCUUAUUGCUGCCACUGAAAAAAAACUGUAUGCACAAAUGUUCGACUUUGAAUAACUUAAAUAUAUUUGGUUUGUGUUGAGAAUGAAUUAACUUAACUUGUGUGUUAAAAUUGCCCUGCAGUAUUCUUGUAGACUGCUGUGAGAUUUUAAAAUGAAUGUCUUUUGUCAAA
Messenger RNA from Oncorhynchus gorbuscha (pink salmon), 959 nucleotides. RefSeq lists its product as uncharacterized. Gene Ontology annotation, molecular function: ciliary neurotrophic factor receptor binding; cytokine activity. The record is from RefSeq and is a predicted model, not a curated record. Gene Ontology annotation, biological process: immune response; ciliary neurotrophic factor-mediated signaling pathway; negative regulation of neuron apoptotic process. The transcript is spliced from 3 exons. The coding region runs from base 47 to 727 and encodes 226 amino acids. Gene Ontology annotation, cellular component: extracellular region. NCBI's taxonomy places the organism in Eukaryota, Metazoa, Chordata, Actinopteri, Salmoniformes, Salmonidae.